Phoenix dactylifera (date palm) is the source of this 681-nucleotide messenger RNA. RefSeq lists its product as uncharacterized. The record is from RefSeq and is a predicted model, not a curated record. NCBI's taxonomy places the organism in Eukaryota, Viridiplantae, Streptophyta, Magnoliopsida, Arecales, Arecaceae.
ACUUCCAUACACAUCCUUUACAAUCCCUUCUAAUAAAAAAGAUGGCAUCCCAGACCAUUGAGAGCUAUCGUCAGGGCGCCGAGGUCCACCGCGGUGACGACCUCUGCAAGACGAAGUCCAUCCAACUCCUCGAAGAGCUCGGCCUCCCUAGGGGCUUGUUUCCCCUCGAGAACGUCGAGGAGUUUGGCUACAACCGUGCGACUGGGUUCAUGUGGCUCGUCCACAAGAAGAAGAAGGAGCACACGUUCAAGAAGAUCAAGCAGACGGUGUCGUAUGCCACCGAGGUGACAGCCUUCGUGGAGCAGCGCAAGAUGAAGAAGAUGACGGGGGUGAAGACGAAGGAGCUGCUGCUGUGGCUGUCUGUUGUCGAGGUGUACAUCGAUGACUCCUCGUCCGAUAAGAUCACUUUCAAGACCGGCACUGGCCUCUCUGACAGCUUCCCAGUGUCGGCCUUCGAGCUUGAAUAGUGUGUCAAAGAGAAGAGGGUCAGGGACUAGAGCUUGUUCCGAUUCCUCUUUGAACUGGAAAUGGGAAUUAGGACUUCGCUCUUUUGUGUGUGUUAAGAACAUUACUAAGACUUCAGUAUCUGAUUUGCUUUUCACUUUAUAAUAGCUGCUGUACCAAAUAAAAGUUCAUUCAAUGGUCUUAUUGCCAUAUAUGUCUUCAGAAAAUCAUAUCAUU